Molecule: messenger RNA, 4072 nt
Organism: Homo sapiens (human)
Lineage: Eukaryota; Metazoa; Chordata; Mammalia; Primates; Hominidae
Gene: DGKZ
Product: diacylglycerol kinase zeta
Exons: 32
Coding region: 115-3468 (1117 amino acids)
Biological process (GO): phospholipase C-activating G protein-coupled receptor signaling pathway; lipid phosphorylation; glycerolipid metabolic process
Cellular component (GO): plasma membrane; lamellipodium; nucleus
Molecular function (GO): kinase activity; ATP-dependent diacylglycerol kinase activity; alkylglycerol kinase activity
Source: RefSeq, marked reviewed
CAAACUAGGACUUGCUCAGCAGAGGCCGCCAGCCCGGAGCUGGAUCCAGAGCCCGGCCUUGGGGACCCCAGCUCCCACCUGCGCCCUGCCUUCCAGAUCAGCCAACCGCCUGCCAUGGAGACUUUCUUUAGGAGACAUUUCCGGGGGAAGGUGCCAGGCCCUGGAGAGGGGCAGCAGCGGCCCAGCAGCGUGGGGCUGCCCACAGGCAAGGCCCGGCGUCGCUCCCCCGCUGGGCAGGCCUCCUCCUCACUGGCACAGCGGCGCCGCUCCAGCGCCCAGCUCCAGGGCUGCCUCCUGAGUUGCGGGGUGAGGGCCCAGGGUUCCAGCCGCCGGCGCUCCAGCACUGUGCCCCCUUCCUGCAACCCCCGCUUCAUCGUGGAUAAGGUGCUCACUCCACAGCCUACCACCGUGGGGGCCCAGCUUCUGGGUGCACCCCUGCUGUUGACCGGGCUUGUGGGCAUGAAUGAGGAGGAGGGUGUCCAGGAGGAUGUGGUAGCCGAGGCAUCGAGCGCCAUCCAGCCAGGCACCAAGACACCAGGGCCACCCCCACCUCGGGGCGCCCAGCCGCUGUUGCCCCUACCCCGCUACCUGCGCCGAGCCUCCUCCCACCUGCUCCCCGCGGAUGCCGUAUAUGACCACGCUCUCUGGGGCCUGCACGGCUACUAUCGGCGCCUCAGCCAGCGGCGGCCCUCAGGCCAGCACCCUGGCCCUGGGGGCCGAAGAGCCUCAGGCACCACCGCCGGCACCAUGCUGCCCACCCGUGUGCGCCCACUGUCCCGCAGGCGCCAGGUAGCCCUACGGCGCAAGGCGGCCGGACCCCAGGCCUGGAGCGCCCUGCUCGCGAAAGCCAUCACCAAGUCGGGCCUCCAGCACCUGGCCCCCCCUCCGCCCACCCCUGGGGCCCCGUGCAGCGAGUCAGAGCGGCAGAUCCGGAGUACAGUGGACUGGAGCGAGUCAGCGACAUAUGGGGAGCACAUCUGGUUCGAGACCAACGUGUCCGGGGACUUCUGCUACGUUGGGGAGCAGUACUGUGUAGCCAGGAUGCUGAAGUCAGUGUCUCGAAGAAAGUGCGCAGCCUGCAAGAUUGUGGUGCACACGCCCUGCAUCGAGCAGCUGGAGAAGAUAAAUUUCCGCUGUAAGCCGUCCUUCCGUGAAUCAGGCUCCAGGAAUGUCCGCGAGCCAACCUUUGUACGGCACCACUGGGUACACAGACGACGCCAGGACGGCAAGUGUCGGCACUGUGGGAAGGGAUUCCAGCAGAAGUUCACCUUCCACAGCAAGGAGAUUGUGGCCAUCAGCUGCUCGUGGUGCAAGCAGGCAUACCACAGCAAGGUGUCCUGCUUCAUGCUGCAGCAGAUCGAGGAGCCGUGCUCGCUGGGGGUCCACGCAGCCGUGGUCAUCCCGCCCACCUGGAUCCUCCGCGCCCGGAGGCCCCAGAAUACUCUGAAAGCAAGCAAGAAGAAGAAGAGGGCAUCCUUCAAGAGGAAGUCCAGCAAGAAAGGGCCUGAGGAGGGCCGCUGGAGACCCUUCAUCAUCAGGCCCACCCCCUCCCCGCUCAUGAAGCCCCUGCUGGUGUUUGUGAACCCCAAGAGUGGGGGCAACCAGGGUGCAAAGAUCAUCCAGUCUUUCCUCUGGUAUCUCAAUCCCCGACAAGUCUUCGACCUGAGCCAGGGAGGGCCCAAGGAGGCGCUGGAGAUGUACCGCAAAGUGCACAACCUGCGGAUCCUGGCGUGCGGGGGCGACGGCACGGUGGGCUGGAUCCUCUCCACCCUGGACCAGCUACGCCUGAAGCCGCCACCCCCUGUUGCCAUCCUGCCCCUGGGUACUGGCAACGACUUGGCCCGAACCCUCAACUGGGGUGGGGGCUACACAGAUGAGCCUGUGUCCAAGAUCCUCUCCCACGUGGAGGAGGGGAACGUGGUACAGCUGGACCGCUGGGACCUCCACGCUGAGCCCAACCCCGAGGCAGGGCCUGAGGACCGAGAUGAAGGCGCCACCGACCGGUUGCCCCUGGAUGUCUUCAACAACUACUUCAGCCUGGGCUUUGACGCCCACGUCACCCUGGAGUUCCACGAGUCUCGAGAGGCCAACCCAGAGAAAUUCAACAGCCGCUUUCGGAAUAAGAUGUUCUACGCCGGGACAGCUUUCUCUGACUUCCUGAUGGGCAGCUCCAAGGACCUGGCCAAGCACAUCCGAGUGGUGUGUGAUGGAAUGGACUUGACUCCCAAGAUCCAGGACCUGAAACCCCAGUGUGUUGUUUUCCUGAACAUCCCCAGGUACUGUGCGGGCACCAUGCCCUGGGGCCACCCUGGGGAGCACCACGACUUUGAGCCCCAGCGGCAUGACGACGGCUACCUCGAGGUCAUUGGCUUCACCAUGACGUCGUUGGCCGCGCUGCAGGUGGGCGGACACGGCGAGCGGCUGACGCAGUGUCGCGAGGUGGUGCUCACCACAUCCAAGGCCAUCCCGGUGCAGGUGGAUGGCGAGCCCUGCAAGCUUGCAGCCUCACGCAUCCGCAUCGCCCUGCGCAACCAGGCCACCAUGGUGCAGAAGGCCAAGCGGCGGAGCGCCGCCCCCCUGCACAGCGACCAGCAGCCGGUGCCAGAGCAGUUGCGCAUCCAGGUGAGUCGCGUCAGCAUGCACGACUAUGAGGCCCUGCACUACGACAAGGAGCAGCUCAAGGAGGCCUCUGUGCCGCUGGGCACUGUGGUGGUCCCAGGAGACAGUGACCUAGAGCUCUGCCGUGCCCACAUUGAGAGACUCCAGCAGGAGCCCGAUGGUGCUGGAGCCAAGUCCCCGACAUGCCAGAAACUGUCCCCCAAGUGGUGCUUCCUGGACGCCACCACUGCCAGCCGCUUCUACAGGAUCGACCGAGCCCAGGAGCACCUCAACUAUGUGACUGAGAUCGCACAGGAUGAGAUUUAUAUCCUGGACCCUGAGCUGCUGGGGGCAUCGGCCCGGCCUGACCUCCCAACCCCCACUUCCCCUCUCCCCACCUCACCCUGCUCACCCACGCCCCGGUCACUGCAAGGGGAUGCUGCACCCCCUCAAGGUGAAGAGCUGAUUGAGGCUGCCAAGAGGAACGACUUCUGUAAGCUCCAGGAGCUGCACCGAGCUGGGGGCGACCUCAUGCACCGAGACGAGCAGAGUCGCACGCUCCUGCACCACGCAGUCAGCACUGGCAGCAAGGAUGUGGUCCGCUACCUGCUGGACCACGCCCCCCCAGAGAUCCUUGAUGCGGUGGAGGAAAACGGGGAGACCUGUUUGCACCAAGCAGCGGCCCUGGGCCAGCGCACCAUCUGCCACUACAUCGUGGAGGCCGGGGCCUCGCUCAUGAAGACAGACCAGCAGGGCGACACUCCCCGGCAGCGGGCUGAGAAGGCUCAGGACACCGAGCUGGCCGCCUACCUGGAGAACCGGCAGCACUACCAGAUGAUCCAGCGGGAGGACCAGGAGACGGCUGUGUAGCGGGCCGCCCACGGGCAGCAGGAGGGACAAUGCGGCCAGGGGACGAGCGCCUUCCUUGCCCACCUCACUGCCACAUUCCAGUGGGACGGCCACGGGGGGACCUAGGCCCCAGGGAAAGAGCCCCAUGCCGCCCCCUAAGGAGCCGCCCAGACCUAGGGCUGGACUCAGGAGCUGGGGGGGCCUCACCUGUUCCCCUGAGGACCCCGCCGGACCCGGAGGCUCACAGGGAACAAGACACGGCUGGGUUGGAUAUGCCUUUGCCGGGGUUCUGGGGCAGGGCGCUCCCUGGCCGCAGCAGAUGCCCUCCCAGGAGUGGAGGGGCUGGAGAGGGGGAGGCCUUCGGGAAGAGGCUUCCUGGGCCCCCUGGUCUUCGGCCGGGUCCCCAGCCCCCGCUCCUGCCCCACCCCACCUCCUCCGGGCUUCCUCCCGGAAACUCAGCGCCUGCUGCACUUGCCUGCCCUGCCUUGCUUGGCACCCGCUCCGGCGACCCUCCCCGCUCCCCUGUCAUUUCAUCGCGGACUGUGCGGCCUGGGGGUGGGGGGCGGGACUCUCACGGUGACAUGUUUACAGCUGGGUGUGACUCAGUAAAGUGGAUUUUUUUUUC